This is a messenger RNA of Paramuricea clavata, 173 nucleotides long. The record is from the annotation of a GenBank genome assembly. Lineage: Eukaryota; Metazoa; Cnidaria; Anthozoa; Malacalcyonacea; Plexauridae.
AUCGAAAACAGCGAGUAAAACUCGUAGAAACGGUAUCGGACUGGAUGUCAGUAAAAGCAGGAGUUCCAGAAGGCACUAAAUUAGGUCCUAUUUUGUUCCUUAUUAUGGUAAAUGACCUUAUUCCACUUAAGAGCGAUUAUUGGAAAUAUGUAGACGACAUGUCGAUUUCGGAG